This is a messenger RNA of Oncorhynchus tshawytscha (Chinook salmon), 3477 nucleotides long. Its product is annotated as protein fem-1 homolog A. Gene Ontology annotation, molecular function: protein binding. NCBI's taxonomy places the organism in Eukaryota, Metazoa, Chordata, Actinopteri, Salmoniformes, Salmonidae. The record is from RefSeq and is a predicted model, not a curated record.
GAACACAAACGCCAUCUUGACAGCAGCCUUAAAAUGGCAGAGAAAUGCCAGGGAGAAACCGAGCUACGGACAAGGUUUCUUUUAUUGUUUUGAAUAGAUAGUCCCUUCCCUAAUUGUCUACAAACGUAGCUAGGGGGUUGAUGGCCAGUGAGAGAGCCGAAAGACGUUAAAAUGGAUAUCACAACAGCGGUUUUCAACGCGGCCAGAGAUGGUAAGCUGAAACUUAUCCAGAAGUUGCUGAGUAACAAAAGUCCCGAGGAGUUGGAGGCUCUCGCCGAGGAGAAAACGCAGGGAGGCACCCCUCUCCUCAUUGCCUCUCGAUACGGACACUUAGAGGUUGCCGACUAUUUGCUUGAAAAUUGUAAAGCUAACGUGGAACUAGGAGGCUCGGUGAACUUUGACGGCGAGACGAUUGAAGGGGCUCCCCCGCUAUGGGCGGCAUCAGCGGCUGGUCACCUCCCUGUCGUCCGCACACUCCUUAAACACGGUGCCUCUGUCAACAACACUACGCUGACCAACUCAACGCCCCUCCGCGCUGCCUGCUUCGAUGGUCACCUGGAGAUUGUCCGCUACCUGGUGGAACACCGAGCUGAUAUGGAGGUAGCCAACCGCCACGGCCACACCUGCCUGAUGAUCUCCUGCUACAAGGGCCACAAAGAGAUAGCCAAGUUCCUCUUGGAGCGGGGGGCCGAUGUCAACCGCAAGAGUGUGAAAGGCAACACUGCACUCCACGACUGUGCAGAGUCCGGUAGCCUGGACAUCAUGAAGAUGCUGCUGAAAUGCAAUGCCCGCAUGGAGAGGGAUGGAUACGGCAUGACCCCUCUUCUAGCUGCCAGCGUCACGGGGCACACCAACAUCGUGGAGUACCUCGCCCACCAGCCCCACUCCUCGCGAGAAGAACGCGUUGAUGCUCUCGAACUCCUGGGGGCCACCUUUGUGGAUAAGAAGAGAGACCUCCUGGGGGCCAUGAGAUACUGGAGGAGAGCCAUGGAGCUGAGACAACCAGCUGACAAGCUAGGACUCCUGGCCAAGCCCCCUCCAGGUACCCCUGUCCCUGCCUAUGACUGUGCCCGUGAGGUGAGCACGACAGAGGAGCUGGAGGCUCUGAUCACAGACCCCGAUGAGAUGCGGAUGCAGGCCCUGCUGGUACGUGAGAGAAUUCUGGGGCCCUCGCACCCCGACACCUCCUACUACAUCCGCUACAGAGGGGCCGUCUACGCCGACUCAGGCAACUUUGAGCGCUGCAUCAGCCUGUGGAAGUAUGCCCUGGACAUGCAGCAGAGUAACCUGGACCCCCUCAGCCCCAUGACAGCCAGCAGCUUCUUGUCCUUCGCCGAGCUCUUCUCCUUCGUGCUGCAGGACCGGGCCAAGGGCACCCUGGCAACGCGAGUCACCUUCCACGACCUGAUGGGGGUGUUGGGGAAGAGUGUGAGGGAGGUGGAGAGGGCUGUGGCCCAGAGGGACAGCCCCCCCGAAGCCCCCCAGUUCACCAAGGCCCUGUCCAUCAUCCUCCACCUGGUGUUCCUGCUGGAGAAACUGGAGUGCACUGCAGAGCAGGAGCACCUGAAGAAGCAGACGGUGUACCGCCUCCUGAAGCUGAACCCGCGGGCGAGGAGAUGCUUCACCCCCCUGCAUAUGGCCGUGGACAAGGACACCACGUCGGUGGGCCGCUACCCUGUAGGUCGCUUCCCCUCCCAGACUGUGGCCUCGCUGCUGCUGGAGUGUGGGGCGGACGUGGACUCACGGGACUGUGAUAACAACACGCCCCUGCACAUCGCCGCCAGCAACGGUUGCCCGGAGAUCAUGGCGUUGCUGGUGAGGGCGGGGGCACACUUCGACGCCACCAACUCCCAGAGGAAGACCGCAUACAACCUGCUGGACGAACAGAGCAACGGGCACCCGGCCCUCUUCCCCCUCAACUACGUCACUCUGCAGUGCCUGGCGGCACGUGCCAUUGAGAGGCACAGACUGCCCUACAAGGGCCUCAUCUCUGAGGAGAUGGAGGUGUUUAUUGAGCUGCACUGAAACACCCCUCUUUGCUAAAUAUCCCCACCCUAUCCCCAUCAUUGCCCCAGACGCCUUUUAAACCAUUCAACAAUGACCCCCAUCAUCUUCACCCCACUUCACCCAUGUCCCCAUGACUCACCUUACCCAAGCCCACCUCCCUUCCCUAUGGUUAUUCUUCUCUGUGCCUCUCCAAACUCCAGACUGUGAGCUCUGUCUCAGAUUCAGACCAAAUCACAGCAAUAAACCUCCCGGCCACUAAACAUUAUACUGACAACAGACUGGGAGCAUCUUAAUUGUGGCUACAUGCUCUCUUUAGAUGACCUAUGAUUAACACAUGGACACAUUCUAAGUGCUAGGUUGCUAUUUGUUUGCAGGUGGGGGGGAACCUUGACUUGAUUUUAGGCUUUUAUGCUUUCUGUUUGACAUUUUUCGUCUGUUUUUGUCAGUAAGAUGGAGGACUGCUCACAGAAAGGACAGUAUGGCGGUGCCUGUAUGUAUUGGGUGCUGGCUUGUUUUUAGGUGGGAAUGGAAGCUGUAUUACUUGAUAGGACAUGAUCAAAUAUUGCAUGACAUGAGCCUUAAAGAGUGAAUAGGAUAGCUUGUUUGUUAAAUCUGUCUGGUUUUGCAAGUUUAUCGAGAAGCAUCCUUUGAACAAAGUACACACGCUUGGCUGCUUGGUAUCAAUGUAUUUUUAUCCUCAAUUGAGCAUUAUUUAAUCCCCUGCCAUUGACUUUGACAUUUUAAGGAGUGUUUGAAAACCAUUUUAUGCCAAAACUCUAGCCUUAUAUCGGUUCUAAAUGUGUGAUCUUACAGGUUAGCCUUAUCUUACUGAACUAGCUUACUACGAAUGGAGCACCUAACAGCUGUGGUGUGCAGACUAGCAUGGGAACUCUCAUCAGAAUACAGUGUUCUAGCCUACAUUUCUUUAGCUCUGUCUAGACUGUGCAAUGUGUUUUACAGCGUGGUCAAUCUCUGGAAGUCUCCCUCUGGACAGCUUGGAUACUGUGAGAAAGGAGAGAUGGAGAUUUCUCUCCAUCUCCUCCUGAGUGAAUGUUUAUGGACUGUUGAUCCCAGUAUCAGGUCAUCUAUUCAAGCCUAGCUAUCUACAGUCACUCGUUGUUGAUAUCAAAACCCAGAGUUGUUACUAUGAACCACAGAUGCAGGUGAGGAGGAUGGGAAUGGAUCACACACUGCAUCUUUGUCUUAUUCUUUUUUCUUUUUUUUUGGACAGUCAGUUUUGCGUUCUUGUUUUUAUCAUACAUGCUUUCAUUAGUUUCUGUUUGUCCCCAUGUAAAAACCCACCUGAUUGAAUGCACUUUGAAAAAACGAACCCCUAAAGGGUAACUUUACAACAUCUGGGCUAUGGACUCUGAGCCUUUCUCUCUCAACAACUGAUUUAUUCAUUGAGCUGAUGGUAACUUCAAAACAAAACUGUGUUGAGAUACUUGAAUAAAAUUCAGUAUCCCUGCA